Pollicipes pollicipes is the source of this 388-nucleotide messenger RNA. RefSeq lists its product as uncharacterized. Bases 47 to 388 code for a protein of 113 amino acids. The record is from RefSeq and is a predicted model, not a curated record. The transcript has 5 exons. NCBI's taxonomy places the organism in Eukaryota, Metazoa, Arthropoda, Thecostraca, Pollicipedomorpha, Pollicipedidae.
CAAUGUAUUGUACACCGCACCCCAGAGCUCGUUGAGGAGCUUAGAGAUGGCCGAGGAGCCAGGUAACGGUCGACUGAAGCUAGGCUGGACGGCCAACAACUCUGAAGUUGACUGGAGCGCCGCCCUUGUCGACAAUGAACGAUUACAAAGAAGAAGGAGGUGCUGCAUGUGCUGCAUCCUAUGGAUCUUCAACUUCUUGGUGAUUGUAGUGACAGCUGUCCUCCUUUGGGAGAUCCUCAGUGCCAAACAGCAUUUCCUGGUCUUUGGAAUCGGAAGAGAACAGACUGACUCUACCUCGUCUACAACCGAAAACCCGGUUACGAGCACACAACCCGUUACGAGCACACGCGAGGGUCACAAGGCAACCUCCUGGAAAAGUAAGUUGUGA